Tetrahymena thermophila SB210 is the source of this 453-nucleotide messenger RNA. RefSeq lists its product as hypothetical. NCBI's taxonomy places the organism in Eukaryota, Ciliophora, Oligohymenophorea, Hymenostomatida, Tetrahymenidae. The transcript has a single exon. The record is from RefSeq and is a predicted model, not a curated record.
AUGAAACAAUCAAAACUAUAAAGCUUAUUGAUAAAAUUUUAGAUGAGGUUGGAACAGUGCAAGUAGCAUUAUCAGAAUUUACAGUUGCUUUUGGGUCAACACAUUAUUGACAUGUUGAUGUUGUCAUUUAUCCUUAUGCAGCUAAUUGUGCACAGUUUAUAGAAACACAUGCACUAUUGUUUGUGUUUGCAUAAAUGUUACCUCCGUUAUUGUUUUGAUUUGCUGAAGCUGAAUUAUUUGUGUUACAAGAAGCACACGAAAAAUUGGAAACUUGGGCAUUUUAAUUUGUAAUUUAAUUGCAAUCAGUAACUAUACAAGAAGUUGUAGCUGCCUUAUAUGUCCAAUUACUAGCAAUUCCUGCAAAUCCACAUCCAGUAUUAGCAUCACGACAAGCCCCAUUUUAAGCGCAUGAUUAUGGGGUAGAGCCCUAUAGGGGUUAAGCUAAGACUUUGA